Labeo rohita (rohu) is the source of this 3475-nucleotide messenger RNA. RefSeq names its product von Willebrand factor A domain containing 11 (gene vwa11). Lineage: Eukaryota; Metazoa; Chordata; Actinopteri; Cypriniformes; Cyprinidae. Bases 205 to 2979 code for a protein of 924 amino acids. The record is from RefSeq and is a predicted model, not a curated record. The transcript has 17 exons.
AAUAUUUAAAGGCAGCCAUGUCUUAAUAAUGUAAUUCCUCAAUUGGGGUUAAUCAUUUGCUGACUUCUGAUUGCAUGACAACUUCUGAGCAGACAUUAGUGAGAUAAGACAUUAUGUAUAUAUACCUGUAACCAGAGACUAACAACGAUCCACAAUUAAGAGGAGAUACAAGAGGAACAGAAGAUUAUUGAAAACAGAUAGAAUAUGAUCAUGAAGUCAUCAGUGCCCGCCGUGGCCCUGAUCGCACUAGUGAUGUCCGGGGCGCAGGCAUUUGUUUCAGUUGGUAUUGGAAACACUCAUGUGACCAUUACUGGCAGUGCUGUAAUGGCAAAGAUCUAUGAGGUGUGUGAAGCAGUGGCUGAAACAGAAGGAAGAGAUUUCAAACCAACGGGCUCAUCAGCAGAGGAGGUACUGCGGGCGUGUUUGGGCACGGCCACAGGUGAGGUUUCAGGCGGCAAGUUCCAUACGGCACUAAAUCAGAUCUACAUGCAGAAUGGCUUUGUGGACCGGGACUUCAUGAGCAGUGCACCACACCACUUCAACAAUGAGGCCUUUAAUGAGGGACGCAACCUUAUCAUUCAGGGGAUUGCUGCUAUUAAAGCAAACGUCCGCACUGACAACCUUCAGUCUGCCCGAGAAACACUGGGACGAGUGUGUCACACGCUGCAGGACUUUUACAGCCACAGUAACUGGGUUGAAUUAGGUAACAAAAGUCCAUAUGCCAACCUCAUCAGACCAGAUCUUAACAUUGAGAAGAUUGCAGACAUUACAAUGCCAACAUGCAGUGACUGCGCCAGUGGUACCUGUCCAAACCAGCUGCUUCCUGCAAUUCUCAGUGGGAAGUACCUCACUUCUGGAUAUAUGGGCUUGUUCUCAAGUGACAAACCUCAAGGUAAAUGUAGCCAUGGUGGAGAGACUGAUCUCAGCAGUACCCAGAAUCCUCGAGGUGGGAUCAAUAAAGAUGAGCAUCAAUCUCAUAAUGCUGGUCUACACAACAGUGCUGUGAACCUGGCCUCUGAAGCCACGCUGAAUCUGCUGGAGGACAUCCGUGGAGCUGUUGGAAACAAGGAUUACCUUCGACUGAUGGGUAUCGCGCGAUCUGCAGUGCUGGCUUUUGUGAUUGACACCACAGGCAGUAUGUCAGACGACAUUGCAGAGGCCAAGAGACUCGCCUUCAGUAUCAUUGACAGUAAGAAAGGAACUCAAGAUGAACCGUCUGAAUAUAUUCUGGUGCCAUUUAAUGAUCCAGCAUUCGGGCCACUAAUAAGAACCACAGACCCAGAUGUGAUGAAGACAGAGAUCUCCAAGCUCACAGCUUCAGGAGGAGGCGAUACCCCAGAAAUGUGCCUGUCGGCUCUUCAGCUGGCCCUGACAGGAGCUCCUUCCUCCUCAUUUAUAUAUGUGUUCACGGAUGCUCCACCUAAGGAUAAAUACCUGGAGAAAACCAUCACCGCCCUUAUUCGCAGCACCAAGUCUACGGUAUCUUACUUAAUAACAUCGUUCAGGAGGAGGAAAAGGGCACUGAAGGCAUCAUCAGAGUUUCAGAUAUAUUAUGACACGGCUUUGGCCUCUGGCGGUCAAGCCAUUGAGGUCUCCAAGUCCAGCAUCUCUCAAGCCACUGAUAUCAUUGUUGACACAUCUACAUCAGCCCUGGUGACAAUUCUUCAGUGCUCCCGGAAUCCAGGACGUGUAGAAAAUUUCCCUUUCCUCCUGGAUGAGUCUGUGUCCAACACUACCAUCUACAUCACAGGAAGUAGCCUCACAUUCAACCUGCGCAGCCCCACAGGUGUGACUCAAUCCAACACUGUUGAAGACGGACCUCUGGGAACAAUUCAGAAAGUGGGAAACCUGCAACGGAUCCAAUUAAACGGAACUGAGAUGGGCCUGUGGCACAUUGAGAUGACAACAACUAAUGCCUACACCAUAAAAGUGAUGGGACAGAGUGCGACUACAUUCAUCUACGAAUUUGUGGAGGAAUUCAAAGGACCCCAUCCUGGAAUUGCUCCCAUUGAUGGCCGGCCGUCUGCAGGCUCACCGGCUAAGCUGCUGCUAACGUUGAGUGGAGAGAAAGGUCCAGAGACUCUGGAGCUGCAGGAGGUUGCUCUCAUGGAGGUGUCUGGGGUCAAAGUGUCUAAUGGAACCGUUGAGAAAAUGGGUGGUGGAGAUUACCUGGUUACUGUGAAAGAAGUGCCACAGGGAGAGUUUGUGGUACUGCUGAAGGGAAAAGACAAGACCUUCAACAGCCUGUUCCAGAGGCAGACCACCACACAGAUGUCUCAGUCCAAAGUCACCAUCAAGGCAAUAGCAGACAGCUCCAUGCUGCCAGGAGAAGAAUUCAAACUCAAUUUUACUGUUACAACCAACGGAACCGGUGGUACCUACACAAUUAAUGCAAGGAAUGACAAAGACAUCCCUAUGACACAUCCAGCAAGUCUCAGUCUCACGAGUGGCGGCAGUGCUCAGGGGACGGUGUCUCUCACUCCACCUGCUAAUACGGUCUCAGGCACGGAUGUUACGCUAACCAUUGAGGCAGAAGCCCCUGGAGGAAGUGAUUCAAACUAUGCUGUCCUUCGCCUUUCUGUUCUCUCCAAGGUUACCGACUUUACACCUCCAAAAUGUGAAAUUGUCAGUGUAAAGGGUACUUGCUACUCCUCCUCUUGCGGCUCAUCAAACUGGGAAAUGUCUGUCAGCAUCACAGACCGUAAUGGUACAGGCAUCGAGAGCAUUUCCAUCCAGCAAGGCGGUGGAAACUUUAACCAGAGCACAGCGGAAGGCGAUGAAACCAUGGUGAUGGGUCUGUAUGAGGCCUCAUGUUGUUCAACUUCUGUGACUUUGUCUGCAGUUGACAAGGUAGGGAACGUGGGCAGGUGCAGUUAUACCAUGAAGUCCAGCGCAGGAGCUCGCCUCAUCAGCAUGUCUCUCCCUCUGUGGGCAUCUCUGCUUUUAUAUUGUUUUCUACGUGAUGCCUUCUCUCUGUAAUGAAAUGGAGUUCAUCCAGCCAAAUACACAGUCAUCCCAUCCUCCUUUUUCUCAUCCCAUUAUUUUAUAAAAAAGUAUUCUUAGAGCUAUGAAGGUGUAUAAAGCAAAGCUUUUCAUCCCAAACUUUCUAUAAUUGGUAUUUCCAGAUAUGCAGGACUACCGAUGAAGAACUACGCUGCUUUUACAGACCCUACAAACCUAAAAGAUUGAUUAGACUUUUAGAAACAUAAUUCAGGAUUCACAGAAGUCUUUUUUAUCAACAUAAAUGUAAUUCAGCAGUUAUGAUUGUUAUUUUUGUUUUACACUAAUUUAGUGAAUUAUUUGGAUGAUCAAUAUAAAUGAAUGUUGCAAAAAUGUAAAAAUGUUUUCUAAUCUACAAUAUUACUUUGUUCUGCCCAAAUAUAGAAUUUUUUUAUUUCAGUAUAUUUUAUGUAACAUAAAAGGUCUCAUAUAUUUUGGAUAUCAAUAAAAAAAUUAAAAUGAUUUUACAAAUGUC